This is a messenger RNA of Parathielavia appendiculata, 1436 nucleotides long. RefSeq lists its product as uncharacterized. Lineage: Eukaryota; Fungi; Ascomycota; Sordariomycetes; Sordariales; Chaetomiaceae. The record is from RefSeq and is a predicted model, not a curated record. The transcript has 4 exons. Bases 143 to 1207 code for a protein of 354 amino acids.
GUUGAGGCUGCCCAACGACCUUGUUUGUCGCUCCGAUGCUGUCUAUGCAACAGUCUGCCAUUGUUAACCGAUCCUAGGGAAAACACAACUUUGGAACGCUCUCUGGCAAUCAUUUGAGCAGGAAUUUAAGUCAGAUAUCUGCAUGAUUCAGAGGUGUGGUGAUGAGGUAAAGGAAGAGAUAUUCCUUGCCAAGGCACAGGCCGAUCUCCAGGACCAGGAGCUCCAGAGAAAGGAAAGAGAAGCCGCGUCUGGACACAGACGGAAGUUCAGAGACAUAAUGUCUCGGACGGGAAAAAGCCUUGAUACCAUCAAGGAAUGGCAGCUGCAACAAGACAAGCGAGAACGAAAGCGCCAGCUGCUCGAUUCAUUAUCUUCAUAUGACUAUCUCCCGCCAUUCAAGCGUGCUUGUAAAGAGCGCCACUGCAAUACAGCACAGUGGAUAUUUGAGACGGCCGAGUUCCGUGGAUGGAAGGACGGCAUAUCCCCUUGGAUCUGGUGUUCGGGGAAAAUCGGAUCUGGCAAGACGAUUCUCCUUGCGAGUGCGGUCAGCCACGCCUUUGCGUACAAGAGCGGGACUAGUGAAGUUGUCACCUUCUUUUUCCCUCAAUACAAUGACCCACAGUCCUUAUGCGCGGAAACCGUCAUACGAUCAAUCAUCAGGCAGUCGCUCGACCCAGUGACACUCUCUGAGGAAAUGGAAGCCAGUUUGGUGGAAAUGGAUCAGAAACCAUCCACCGGGGUCGGUGAAUUGACGGUCCUUCUCCGACAAAAACUCGCCCAUUCGGAAAAAUUCUUCAUCUUCAUCGACGCCUUGGAUGAUUUUGAACCUAGAGAACGACGCGCCCUUCUUGACUUGCUCGCGUCCCUGGGCUCGAGUGAGACAGGCCUGAGGGUAUUCCUCGCAGGGCGUGAGAGCCUGCGUGGGGAACUUGAAGACAAACUUCCCGGUAUAGAGCGUCUGUCGACGGCAUCAGCGGACGCAAAGUCCGAUAUUGCUCUCUAUGUUAAAGAGGCACUUCAAGAAAGGAUCGAGAACCGAGACCUCGUUGUUGGAGAUCAGUCUCUCAUCUUGGACGUAAAGCAAGCUUUAACCGAGCAUGCAGACGGAAUGUACGUUGACAGUACCUCCUCUCCGUAUCUUUUACUAACGAGGAAGGUUUCUUUGGGUCGCUUUCUUGAUCGACGAACUCUGUGCCCAACAUUGUGACGACGACGUCCGCAACGCUCUCGGCUGUCUUCCGAGGACCCUAGCAGAGACAUUCAGCCGAGCUCUUUUACGGAUAGUCUCCCAACGAAAUACUUCGGUCGCAGUGAAAACUUUUUCUUGGGUCGCCAUCGCAAAACGACCACUAACACUGGAUGAGCUCCGUGAGGCCAUAUCCAUAGAGAUUGGCCAACCGUACUCACUGCCUGAGCGACUCGUCAACGGCGUUGAU